This is a messenger RNA of Drosophila ananassae, 1171 nucleotides long. RefSeq lists its product as uncharacterized. The coding region runs from base 441 to 1037 and encodes 198 amino acids. The record is from RefSeq and is a predicted model, not a curated record. NCBI's taxonomy places the organism in Eukaryota, Metazoa, Arthropoda, Insecta, Diptera, Drosophilidae. The transcript is spliced from 2 exons.
UUCAGUUGUCAUUCAGGUCCCCUAUCUUACUCACUAUACAUUUUUUAGCCAUUUUGUAUUGUGCACAAUCGUAGCAGUGACGGUUACACGGUUUACUUCUCGGUACAGAUACAGAUUUACCCUGUUUCUGACGUCAAUUCGUACAUUCAACUCAUGCUUCCAAAUGGCAUCGUUUAUAGCAACAGAAAUAGUUAACUGGAAACGGUCAACAUUUCAAUUCCACCUUCAAAAUUAAAGGCCAAGUGUAUCGCAAAGUGGGCUCAAAAAUUUUUACAAAUCUACUUUAUGGGUGGUGAGGACUCCACAAGUGCACUCGCCAAUCGUGUGGAUGCACGUUGCGACUACCAUAACCUCAAUUCACCGUUUGCAAGCGUAUCAUCGGCGAGCUGGACGCUCUGUUAAAUGAGCACAAUGACUUAUUGAAAUUAUUUAAAUCACACAUGCACAAGCUAGAAAGUGACAAUCACGCUAUUGUCAUCAAUCCUCAUAGAACACCAGCUGGAGUGCAUAUACGUAGAUUCAACGCACCUGUUGUUAACGACGUUGCUGGAAUCAUGUUUGGUGACCGUACAGCUACGAGACAAAUUGUAAUUCGAAGAAUAAAUAAUGAUCUUCAGUUCAUCAGUGACACUCACCGUUUAUAUGACGCCCCCCCAUAUCCAUUAAUUUUUUGGAAGGGACAAGACGGAUAUUGCGUUAAUAUUAAACAACGAGAUCCCGUAACAGGAGCCGAAGCAAACCAGAACGUUAGCUCGAAGGAUUUUUAUUCGCGUUGUUUGAUGAUUAGACGCAGCCGAGACAACAUUAUUUUACGAUUUCGUGAGCUUUGUCAACAAUUUAUGGUCGACAUGUAUGUGAAGAAAGAGAGUGAACGACUACGAUACUUGCGACAUAAUCAACAGAAGCUGCUUGCGGAAAAAUAUAUACACUUGCGAGAUGCUAUUGCGAACAACGCUGACACUGCUGAAAUUGGUAACUCUGUUAUCUUACCAUCAUCGUACAUAGGUAGCCCACGCCACAUGCAAGAAUACAUAUAGGAUGCUAUGACUUUCGUGACCGUGUCUUUUCAUUACGUUCACAUAUAAUCCAAAGCGGCAAGAGAUUAUAUCUUUGCUAUUACUAGAACAAAAUGCAAUACAUCAUGACAUUAUAGCACGUUUGUUUAAACAAA